Messenger RNA from Trachemys scripta elegans, 2375 nucleotides. RefSeq names its product shadow of prion protein (gene SPRN). The record is from RefSeq and is a predicted model, not a curated record. Lineage: Eukaryota; Metazoa; Chordata; Testudines; Emydidae. Gene Ontology annotation, biological process: protein import into nucleus. The coding region runs from base 234 to 653 and encodes 139 amino acids. Gene Ontology annotation, cellular component: nucleus; membrane. Gene Ontology annotation, molecular function: nucleic acid binding. The transcript is spliced from 2 exons.
UCUCCCUCCCCCCAGCUCUGCUCGUAGUGCUGGGCGGGGAGGAGUCCUGGGCGGAGCAGGAGAAGCCGGGGCUGCCAGCGCCGCCGCCUCUGCAACGGGGACCCAGGAGUCGAGCCCAGGACGGGGGGUCCCUUGUGCCCGCAGCGUCCAUCGGCAGUGCGGAGCCGAGGUGGAGCUGGAGCCUUGGCCGCGGGGCUGGCCCCUCCCUGCCCGGUGCGGGGGGUAGCACCGGGAUGAAGAGACGCACCGCCACCUGCUGGACUCUCCUCCUGCUGGCUGCCUUCUUCUGCGACAGCGUCACCUGCAAGGGUGGGCGGGGCGGAGCGCGGGGGGCGGCCCGUGGCCGGGGCAUGGCCCGCAGCCGGGCCAAGGCUGCCCCUCGCUACGGCUCCUCGGGAGCGGGGCUGCGGGUGGCGGCAGCGGCGGCGGCGGGUGCGGCGGCAGGCGUGGCGGCAGGAGCGGCCCACAGGAGGAUGAGGAUCUCCGGAGAGUUUGGUCCAGAUGACGGCUCUGAGUUCCAGGAAGGCAACAGGACGGGCAGCAGCGUGUACAGCUACCGGUCGUGGACCUCGGCUGCCCGGGCCCAGGACACGGCGCACCUUGCCAUCUCCCUCUGCCUGGUGACUGGCUUCUUCCAGCUCCUUCCCCUGUAAGGGCCCACGGCGCCCGACCCACCCUCCGUGUGUCGGAGCCUGCAGAGCGCCACCUGCUGGGCCCGGGCAGCACCAGCCCCAUCCAGCUGCAUCUGCCCCAGCCCCCUGCAGGCCAAGUGGCUCUCCUGCCUGCCGCGGGGCUGGAGCAGCCUGCACUGCCCAACGGGCUGGAGCUGGAGCAGCAGCCAGCGAGGCAACUGGGGCAGUGCCUCAGGGCCUGAUCCCACUGGGGCUUUGCUCUUGGCUGUGGUGAGGGCAGGUGGUGCAGCCCGAGGCCCCCAGCAGGGGCACCUGGAGCAGCUGCUGUGGGUGGUGUGAGGUUGCCGGGCACUGCCAUCACUGCAGCUUGUGACGUCCCCACUCAUGCUGAUUGACAUGGACAUUUCCCAAAGCACUGGCCCUGUCAGCCAGUGCCACGAGGGGCAGAGUCUUGGCCCACAGGGUGGGGUGGGGCCAGACCCGCAGGAUAAGGCAGAGCAUGAGGGGCGGAGCCUGGGUCAACAGGCUGGGGUAGGGCCAUGGGUGCCAGUUCCCUGCCUUGGGGCCCCACUCUCCUGCCGAACUGGGGUAACAUGGAAGGGAGGCCGGAGCGGCCCUGUGUGUCCUGCGGGGGCUGUGGUGAAGGCCAGCUGGGGUGGAGCUGCAUGGUGAGGGAAGCAGCUCCACUCUGAUAUCAGUGCCAAUGUGGAGCAGGAUCUCCUGGGGGAGGGGGAGGAAGGGGUGUGGGAAUCUGGGACUCUGGGCCAGCCUGUCCAAGCAUGUGGGGGGUCGGAGCUGGGUGUGAUGCGGGAGUCCACCUCCUCCUGGCUUGAACCCCAGCCGCUGGCACUGACUCAGGCUGGUGAGGAUGGUGCCAGUUGAUUCCACAGAUGGAGGCAACGAUUAGAGCCAGCUGCUCCCAAACCGGAAAUGAGUCCCCUGGCUCCUUUAUGCCCAAGGGCCCUCCUUGCCCAGCCGCCGCUUCCUCAGCACUCCCAGAACACCCCCGCCCUCCCCAGACUGCCGGACACUGGCUGAAGGGGUCUGAGCCCCACUGAUCUCAGCAGCGCCCACCAGGAUGGACUGGCUCCUGUGAACUCACUGCCCAAAUGGGGCCCGUCGAGCCAGGCUGCUCGGGGAGAAGCCUGAACAGCACUACCAGCCGUAGCCCUGCCUUGGGAGCUGCUCAGCUGCAGGUUGCCCUGACUUACACCCUGGCUGAGCUGUGCAGCCAUGCAGAGCUGUACCGUGUUUCUGGCCCAGCCGAGCCACCUCCCAGCAAAUACUCCAGCUGCUUUGGAUAGGGCUGUGGAGCGGGUGCCCAUUGCGGUGCAGUGCCACCAUGGGGAAGGGUGGGCUCAGGUUUGCACAUACAGCAGAAGGUCAGUCUCUUGGUUUUGCAUGAAAACCACAGUGCCUCAGCCCCAAAACCUCUGUGCCUAAUCACAGCACAGCACGGGCACAUCGGAGGUGUUCCAGGAAAAUCGAUCCGUUGGCGUUCCAACUGCUGAUCGGUCAGAAAUUGGCCCCAGAAUGAGUUCCCACUCUGAAUGCCCUGAUUUUGCAGGCCCCUCUAGUUUGAGAACGACACAGUGUAGGAAGUCCAGAAGGCGGGUGGCAGAGCGAUCAGGCAGAGGGAGGGGAGCGGUCUUUGCGCUCAGCCUUCACUUGUUAAUUUACAAAAGGGGAUUAGAGGGUUGGGUCACAGUGGUUGAUUUGUCUUGUCCCGGUUAUCCGGAGGGG